AACAAACUAUCAGCAUAACAAACACAGAAGAUAAGUGCAUAUAAACUAGUACGGUAUGCAAAAUAAACUAACACCACUAGCUACGAACAAGAAACUCCAGACACUAAGUGCAUAUAAACUAGUACGGUAUGCAAAAUAAACUAACACCGCUAGCCACGAACAAGAAACUCCAGACACGACGCACUCCCACUCUCUAACUCUCUACCCUAAUCCGCGUCCUCCAUACCUUCCUAUCAAGGGUCAUGUCCUCUGUAAGUUAUAACUGCUUCAUAUCAUGCUUAAUUACCUUCCUCCAAUAUUUCUUCGAUCUGCCUCUAUCACUUUUAAAACCAUCUACAACCAAGUGUUUUACACCUCCGCACUGAAGCAUCAGAGCCCCUCCUCAUCACAUGCUCGGACUAAAGUAACCUCACUUUGAAAAUAGAAAAAGAAUUGAAUCAUAAAUAUUUAUCAUACAUAAAUUUAUUUUACAUAAAUUAAUAUAAAUAAAAUGACUUCAUUAAGAAAAGACAGUCUGAUGCGGUAAAAGUUGUUCGGAGUUCGAGGAAUAACCACACCAUAAAGAUUUUGUUACAUAAACCAAUAUAAACCCCUCCUUUUGGCAUUCAAUUUUUCAAGAACCUUCUUUAUUAUAACAACUGCUCUACCAUUUCCCCAACUAAAUGCUAUAGUAGUAUUCUUUAUCCUAUUCAUGAACCAUGGAGCUCAAACGCCUGUGUUUUGUUUUGCCUACUGAUGAUCUUGAUGAAAUUGAUCAUGGAAAACAACAAGUUGAACACAAACCAAAUGUGAAAAAUGUGUCUUUCACCAGAAGGGGUUGUGGGGAUGAAGUUCUUGAUGGUGAAAAACAAGUUGUAGAACUCAAACCAAAUGGAAAAAACGAGUCUUUGUCCAAAAGGGGUUGUGGUGGUCAAGUUCUUGAUUGUGAAAAACAAGAAGUUGAACACAAACCAAAGGUAAAAAAUGAGUCUUUGUCCAAAAGGGUGGGUGAGGGUGAGGGUGAAGUUCUUGAUUGUGAAAAACUAGUUGUAGAACACAAUCCAAAGUUAAAAAAUGUGUCUUUGUCCAAAAGGGGUUGUUGGGGUCAAGUUCUUGAUCAUGAAAAACAAGUUCCAAAGGUAAAAAAUGAGUCUUUGUCCAAAAGGGGUAAUGGGGAUGAAGUUCUUGGUAGUGAAAAACAAGUUCCAAAGGAAAAAAAUGAGUCUUUAGCCAAAAGGGGUUGUGGUGGUCAAGUUGUUGAUGGUGAAAAACUGUUUGUAGAACACAUACCAAAGGGAAAAAAUGAGUCUUUUGCCAAAAGGGGUUGUUGGGGUCAAGUUCUUGAUGGUGAUAAACAAGUUGUGCAAAAAAAACCAAAGCAAAAAAAAGAGUCUUUAUCCAAAAGGGGUUGUGGGGGUCAAGUUGUUGAUUUUAUUCAAGUAUCUUUUUCUAAGUUACUUGAUUCCAAAUGGGUAACUUGUUGUCAUCAAGAAUUUGGGGGAAAGCAAUUUUCUGGUGUUUUUCAUGACACAGAAGGUAUGCAGCUAGGUGAGAAAGGUGGUGGUGACUAUAAUCAUCAUCAUAAUCCAAGGAUUUUUAGCUAUUCUGAGCUGUUUAUAGGGUCUAAUGGAUUUAGUAAUGAUGAAGUUUUAGGAAGUGGUGGAUUUGGUAAGGUUUUUAGAGCUGUUUUACCUAGUGAUGGAACAGUUGUUGCUGUGAAAUGUUUAGCUGAAAAGGGGGAGAAGUUUGAGAAAACAUUUGCUGCUGAGUUAGUGGCGGUAGCUCAUCUUCGCCAUCGGAAUCUUGUGAGGCUCAGGGGGUGGUGUUUUCAUGACGAGCAAUUGUUCCUUGUGUAUGAUUAUAUGCCAAACAGUAGCCUUGAUCGGAUUUUGUUCCGAAAACAGGAUAACACAGGGUCCCCUGUUCUUGAUUGGGAACGUCGAAAGAAUAUAGUUAAUGGCUUGGCAGCUGCCUUGUUUUAUCUCCAUGAACAAUUGGAGACUCAGAUCAUUCAUAGAGAUGUUAAGACAAGCAAUGUGAUGCUUGAUUCCCAUUUCAACGCCCGGCUAGGCGAUUUUGGCUUAGCUAGGUGGUUGGAACAUGAACUCGAGUACCAAACGAGGACGCCUUCUAUGAAGAAUCAGCAGUUUAGAUUGGCUGAGACAACAAAAAUUGGUGGAACUAUAGGGUACUUACCUCCUGAAAGUUUUCAGAAAAAAGGUUUUGCCACUGCAAAAUCUGAUGUGUUUAGCUUCGGGAUUGUCGUCCUGGAGAUUGUUGCAGGAAGGCGCGCUAUGGAUCUCGCGACCCCGGAUGAUCAAGUCAUACUUCUUGAUUGGAUCAGGAGACUCUCUGAUGAAAAAAUGGCUUUACAAGCUGGAGAUAGCAGACUUGUUGAUGGUUCUUACAAGCUUUCCGAUAUGGAGAGGCUAAUACAUAUUGGCCUUCUUUGUACACUUCAUGAACCUCAAUCAAGGCCUAGUAUGAAGUGGGUUGUAGAAGCACUUUCUGGUCAUAUUUAUGGUAAAUUGCCUGAUCUUCCUUGUUUUAAAUCCCACCCUCUUUAUAUAUCUUUGUCAUCUCCAAGUAGUAGUACA
Capsicum annuum is the source of this 2576-nucleotide messenger RNA. Its product is annotated as receptor like protein kinase S.2. Gene Ontology annotation, cellular component: plasma membrane. Gene Ontology annotation, molecular function: ATP binding; protein kinase activity. NCBI's taxonomy places the organism in Eukaryota, Viridiplantae, Streptophyta, Magnoliopsida, Solanales, Solanaceae. The record is from RefSeq and is a predicted model, not a curated record. Gene Ontology annotation, biological process: protein phosphorylation.